UUCGGCUGAUUGUCCGGUUAUCGCCGGCCCGCUUGGCCCACGAGAGCUUUAAUCAAAAUCAAUUCUAUUCAUUUAGCUUCCUGACCGGGCCCGGCAGCAGCAGGACGGAGCUAUUUUGUGGGAAGGCUGCCAAUCAUUACCGUUAUCACCGGCGAAGGAGAAGGUUUAGCACCGAGUCAAGGUUGCAAGGUUCUGCAAUUCGAUUCACGGCGCAGAACGAUGUUCGGAUUGUGCGUGGCCCUCGCCAUACUGGCCCUCUGCCUGUACUUCAAAUGGAGGCUCAGCUACUGGCAGCGGGUGGGGAAAGUGGCCGGCCCGAAGCCGCUGCCCAUUUUCGGCAACCUGCUGGAGCAGAUUACGGGCAGGAAGCACUACGGUGAGAUAUUCGACGAUAUGUACCGUUCGUUCCCGCAGGCCACGUGGGUCGGUUUCUAUAAGCUCGCCAACAAACCCGGCAUCGUCGUGCGGGAUCUCGAUUUGGUGCGCGAUGUCGUCACGAGCCAGUUUUCGUCGUUCAACAAGAAUGAUUUCCAUGCCGACGAAUCGCUCGAUCCGCUGCUCGCCUUCAAUCCGUUCGCUUCGUCCGGCGACUUGUGGAAGGAACGCCGAUCGCAGAUGACCACCGUCUUCACGCCCAAUCGCAUCCGGGCCACUUUUCCGUUGGUGCAGCAGAUCGCCGACGACUUUUUGAAGUACAUAGCGCGCCAAAAGGAUCCGCACUUCGAAGCAAAGGAUUUAUGUUCCAAGUAUACGGUGGGAGUCGUCGCAAGCGUUGCCUUUGGUAUCGAUGCCGAAUCGUUCACGAACCCGAAUGCCGAGUUUCCUCGUAUGGGAAAUGCCCUGUUUACGCCGUCCUUCAUGACUGCGUUCCGAUUGCAGUUGACCCUGUUCGCACCGGGUCUGGCGAAAUUGUUGCGCGUACCGUUCGUGCCACCCUACGUCGAUCAGUGGUUCCGCCAGAUGGUGCGGGAAACGAUUCGCCAACGGAAGGUGGAAAAGAGACAGGAUCUGUUUCAGGCCAUGUGCGAUAAUUUGUCCGACAACGGUAAACGCGAGAUAGACGAAAAUGUUGCCGCCGGCCACUCGGUAACGUUUCUGUCGGAAGGAUUCGAAACGUCCAGCACCUUGAUGUGCUACCUUCUGUACGAGUUGGCCGCCAAUCCGUCCAUUCAGGAGCGCGUUGUGCAAGAGCUACGAUCGGUGCUGCAGGAAUCGGGCGGACAACUGACCGAAGCUGGAUUGCACAAGCUGACCUACAUGGAUGCGGCCAUGCUGGAAACGCUACGGAUGCACAGCCCGGUGUUUACUCUGCCACGUGUUUGCACGAAGGAUUACGUGCUUCCGCCACAGUUUCCGGGCGAUACCAAACAGGUGGUGCUCCGUCGCGGCACAUCGGUCGUAGUUCCGGUCUACGCGAUUCACCACGAUCCCGAUAUAUACCCGCAACCGUUCGUGUUUGAUCCGGAACGAUUUACGGAGGAAAAUCGUAAAGCUCGCCAUCGGCAUGCGUUCCUCGCGUUCGGUGAAGGGCCCCGCCUGUGUUUGGGAAUGAAGUUUGGACUGCAUCAAAGCAAAAUCGGAAUUGCAUCACUUUUGAACCGGUACACUGUCACUGUUUCGCCGAAGCAAGAACUUCCUUUGGAGUUUGCCAAAAGCUCAUUUCUUAUGACUCCGAAAUCGGGUGUUUGGUUAAACUUUAAGGAACGACCGUAAUCUGCGAUCGGUAUGGCAAAUGUGGACAAAUUACACAAAAUAAAGAGUACAUCACGGCA
Molecule: messenger RNA, 1772 nt
Organism: Anopheles bellator
Lineage: Eukaryota; Metazoa; Arthropoda; Insecta; Diptera; Culicidae
Product: probable cytochrome P450 308a1
Exons: 5
Coding region: 220-1713 (497 amino acids)
Molecular function (GO): oxidoreductase activity, acting on paired donors, with incorporation or reduction of molecular oxygen; monooxygenase activity; iron ion binding
Source: RefSeq, a predicted model, not a curated record